Molecule: messenger RNA, 1299 nt
Organism: Papaver somniferum (opium poppy)
Lineage: Eukaryota; Viridiplantae; Streptophyta; Magnoliopsida; Ranunculales; Papaveraceae
Product: F-box protein At3g07870-like
Exons: 1
Coding region: 1-1299 (432 amino acids)
Molecular function (GO): protein binding
Source: RefSeq, a predicted model, not a curated record
AUGGAGAAUCUUCAUGAGGAUCUAGUAAUGGAAAUACUGUAUCGAUUACCCGCUGAUUCGAUUUUACAGUGCAUCCUGGUAUGCAGGACUUGGCGAACUCUGGUACGUAACACUUUCUUUGUCAAUAAUCACUAUCUUCACCAAUUACGAAUACUACUUCAUGAACAACAACUUGAUGUUGAUAACUUGUUGGAUCAUCAGAAUAACAUAAGCAACAUUAGUCUAGGUCAGAUUUUCUUGAUUGAGAAAAGAUACUUCAGAUUUCGGUACGUCGAUGAAAACUAUGAUUACGAGAAGAAUAAUAUUUUUGGUCAUGACCAUCAUCUUCAGCCGUUUGACCACUUUUACAAGAAACUGCUUGCAACUAUUAAGGACUCUAGGGUUCAAGAUAGAUAUAGUGACUAUUUUCUCUAUCCGAUUGGAUCGUGCAACGGUUUGUUAUGUUUUUUUCUAAUGUACAAGUCCUUCCAAACCGUUCCGUUCUCGUUGUUGACAUAUCCUAUGUUUGUCUGUAAUCCUAUUACUGGAGAAUACAUCAAUCUUCCAAGAUGUGGUGUAAAGGAGAAAGACUUUCACAUUGGCAUUAGCUGCGGAAUUGGUUAUGAUUAUUCUAACAAUGUGUACAAGGUAGUUGUUGCAUUACACAACAUGCAGGAACUAGAAUUACAGCCUAAUCGUCUACAGGUGUACAUUCUUGGCGAUGUCAAUGGUUGGAGGAGUAUAAAAAGUCCGUAUGAUUUAUCAGGAGAGUGUAUUCACAUAGCCGGAACAUUUUUUUGGCUCGAUGAUGAGAGGUGCAAUAUCGUAGCAUUUGAUUUGACAGAUGAAGUUUUUGAACUGCUCCCGAAACCAUCUUUCUACACCCCUAAUGACACCUACUAUUAUCAGUUGCACAUAUUAAGGAAGGGUUUAUGUGUUGUUCUUGCACAUUACCCAAACUUGGAGAUUUGGUUGGUAAAGAAGAAGAAGAAGUUGCAGCUGAAUAACAACAGUGGUACCACAGAGAGAACAGAAACGGAUUGCUGGAGUUGGAUGAAGGAGUUUUCUAUGUCAUGGGAAGGACUAGGGCCAUUCAUCAUGUCCUCGUAUUUACAACCAGUCACUAUUUUAAGAAAUGGUCAAGUCCUAAUUUGGGAUUAUAAAAAGAAGGCGCUAUUUCUUUGCGAUCCGAGAACUUCAACCGCCAAAGAGAUCGUACAUGAUGAUGAUUUUCGUAAAGUGGAGUAUGUCCGUUCACUUCCUCACAUUAAUAGCUUUGUUUCACUAAAAUCUCUAGGAAUGAAGUCAAAGUGGAUUUGA